AUGACUUUAGAGCUAUUGCUUUUUAUCUUACACCACUCACACUACCACCCCUUUAUUAUCUUCACCCCCGAUAGCUCUUGGCAUGUAUUUCUGAGUACUCUAUGUCCCUGCCAAUCUCCCUAUCUUCGUGGACAAACCUUGAGCACUGCCUUGAAUUAUCGAAGGACGGAUGGCUGA
Heterobasidion irregulare TC 32-1 is the source of this 177-nucleotide messenger RNA. RefSeq lists its product as uncharacterized. Bases 1 to 177 code for a protein of 58 amino acids. The record is from RefSeq and is a predicted model, not a curated record. NCBI's taxonomy places the organism in Eukaryota, Fungi, Basidiomycota, Agaricomycetes, Russulales, Bondarzewiaceae. The transcript has 2 exons.